This is a messenger RNA of Candida tropicalis MYA-3404, 5004 nucleotides long. Its product is annotated as DEAD/DEAH box helicase. Gene Ontology annotation, cellular component: nucleus. Gene Ontology annotation, biological process: protein polyubiquitination; DNA damage response. The record is from RefSeq and is a predicted model, not a curated record. Lineage: Eukaryota; Fungi; Ascomycota; Pichiomycetes; Serinales; Debaryomycetaceae. Gene Ontology annotation, molecular function: ubiquitin protein ligase activity; ATP-dependent chromatin remodeler activity; ATP binding. Bases 1 to 5004 code for a protein of 1667 amino acids. The transcript has a single exon.
AUGCUGAAAGACAAACAACUGAAGAAGAACAAAUUGCAAGUGUUGAAUAUAGUUCCAGAGAACAUUAUUCUUGCUUUUAAAGAUAUUGAGGGAUUGGAUAUUCAAGCAUCCAAAAGGAGAAAACUUGAAGUAGCUCAAAAUAUUCCCGAUCUGAUCCCUUUAUUUAGACGACACCUAAAGUUUAAACACAAAUUGGAAGUCAAUAUCCCAGAUCAUCCUGAAAUGGAAGUCAAUAAUUUUAAAUUAGAUAGAGACAGGAGUGGUAAUUUCAAUGCUAAAAUUGUACGGAGGAGAAUACGCGUUUUGUUCUCUUUUAGUAUGAAACAUAAUGAGAUCCCAGAAGAAGAAUGUAAAUUGAUCCUUAAAAGACAACAAGAUGGUAUUAUUUGUGAUAGAAAAUUAACAAUGUCCAUUAAGGAUGGAGUACUUCGUGGUGAAAUCACGUAUUCUAUUGGGUAUAUAUGUGAUAUGAAUUUUAUUGGGAAGCGUGAUGUUACUGAUAAAGUGUUGGCUGCAAUUGAUGGUGGAAGUUUGAAGAAUGACACAAUCACCCCAGAGUUUUUUUAUAGAAGCAUUGCUGAUAGUACUGAAAGAAUGCCACCGUUUAAGAAUCAAGAAAUCGAUAUUCCUGAAUUACAAACUGAUUUAUUGAAAUUUCAAAAGAAAACUGUCAAUUGGCUACUAUCCAAAGAGAACGUGAAAUACAAUCCUCAGACAAAUAGAGUUGACCAUAUACUGUUUAUGGACUCAGAGGAAUUUAACGAUGAUGAAGCAUUAAGUUUGAUUAAUCGUUUGUGGUAUGGUUGGAAGGUAAUUGACUGGAAUAAUAAGACUUACUUUUUGAAUCAGUUGUCUUGUACUGUUGCUACUGUUGAGCAAAUGAGAGCAUAUUUGUUGGAGUAUUUCCACAAUACUGACAAAGUUAAUAAUCCAUUGCAUUUAAAUGGUCAAGGGUUAUUGUGUGAAGAGAUGGGUUUGGGAAAAACUAUUGAAGUAGCAUCGUUGAUAUUACUAAAUCCACGUCCAUACUAUGAAAUUGAUCAACCAAUGGAUCUAGUACUUAAUGAAUUUAAAGACAUCAAGAAAAUCGUUAUGGGACGAACCACACUUGUCAUUGCACCGGCACCGAUUUUACAACAGUGGAGAUCGGAGCUUGAUACGUUUGCUCCAAGUUUGGCAACUACAAUUUAUGAAGGAGUCGGAAAAUACCCUUCCAUGAGGAACAAGCCUUAUUUGAUUGCUGCAUAUUUGAGGAAAUUUGACGUUGUUUUAACUACUUAUAAUACUAUUGCGAGAGAAUUGGAUUACGCUAAGUUUUCUUCUAGUCACAAACGUACCAGGGCUUCUAGGAACAAGGCUCAAUCAAACUAUGGACCAAGCGAUGAUGUAAAUAAUGCGAGUUCGAACCAUAGUAAAUCAGACUUUAAUCCCGACGAUCAGAUUGCAAACAACUACCAGGCAUUGUUUCAAUUGGGCACCUUAAAGCCGUCAAAGGCUAAUCAAAAAUCACAGUCAUCUCAGAAGGAGACAGAUUAUGAAAAAGCAUUACAAAUUGAGAUUGAGCUUGCAUUCAAACAUAAUGAAUCAUGGUGUGGUUCAUCAACUGAUGACUAUGAAUGUCCCUUGAUGUUGAUUCAGUUUUGGAGAGUAGUUCUUGACGAAGUACAGAUGGUUUCACUGAGAGUCUCACGUGCAUUUCAAAGUGCUUCUCUUAUUCCUAGAUUUCAUUCUUGGGGUGUUUCAGGUACACCAAUUAAAAAGAAUAUGGAUGAUUUGUUGGCAACAUUGAAGUUUUUAAGGUUUUUUCCAUUUAAUGGUAUGUUGGGUGAAUAUUGUUGGGAGAAAUUGAGUCAUAAUAAAGAAGAAUUCAGCAAAUUAUGGAGCCAAUUGGCUAUAAGACAUACAAAGAGUAUGGUUCACGAUGAUAUCCAGCUUCCUGAGCAAAGUAGAAUUUUAAUGACGAUGCCAUUUACUGCAGUGGAACAAGAUCUUUAUUCAAGGAAAUUUGAACAAUGUUUAAAUGAAAUCAAACUUGACGAAGAUGGAAAUCCAUUAGUCAAUGAUUGGGAUAUUGCCGAUGUCGUUGAACAAAUGAGAUAUUGGUUAACACAGUUAAGAAAACUUUGCAGCCUGCCACAAAUCGGGAGGUUGAAUAUUGAGAAAAAGAAGUUUUCUAAUUUUUACCUGCGAUUGCGACAGUCUGGAACUGGAUCGUCAAGUCCAUUAAAAACCCUAGAUUCCUUACUUCGUGGUAUGUUGGAGAAGUGUUAUUCAGAGAUUGUGGCUUCUGGUAAACGUAGAGUGGAUGAAGCCAUUAGAUUUAUCGAACUACUUGAAUUCAUCUAUUAUCCCGAGAAAGCAUUGAUGUACUUGAAAUCGGCAAUCAUUGAAACUGAAUGGCUUCUUAAUAGAGAUGAGAUCAUGUUGUCCAAAAAAUUAGAGGAGGGCAAGAAAAGUGGAUUGGAUACGGAGAAGCAGAUACUGGCGAGGGGGAAUGAUAAAGUAAACUACAGCAGUGAUGAUGAUGAUUCUUUUCUUUUCGACAGCGAUAGUGAUGAUGAAUUUGAUAGAUUCCAACACUGGUACCCCCCUGCAAAAUCACGAUAUGCGAAAGGGAAUCCAAACGAUGAAUUUGACGUGGAUGAAGAAGACGAGUUAUUGGCCAGUAUUUCAAGGAUUAGAGGAAGAAUAAGAACAUCAUUAGUUCAAUUACACAAGUUGUAUUUUUUGAAGGCCUCUUGUAAUUUCCAAUUGGUGGAUGAAGGUUAUCUCGAGACGAUGGAAAAGUAUAAAAUUGAUGUUACCAUUCCAAAGUUUAGUGAAACGUAUCUUCAAUACCGUGAUAGAAAACAAGCUGCAGAAUUAGCCGCUAUUGUGAGUGGCAUACCGGUUGAAAAAUUUUUAUUUGAAGUUGAUGAAGAAACCGGAUACGAAACUUCAGAUCCAAAGGAAUUGGAAUCAAUUUACUAUGACAAGGCAGAAAAGAUUCGUGGUAGGCUUUUGGAAGCAUCAAUUAAGGCAGUGACAAAGAAUGUUGAAACAAGAAUUAAGUCACGGGGACUCUAUUUUGAUAAACCCAUUACUGAUUAUGGGGAUAGUUUGCUUCCAAAGACAUCCAAGAAAUUCUUUAAUGCUUUGCCUAUAAUGGAUCAUAGUGACUGGAGUAAUUACGUAAUGCAUCCACAAGUUUCUGUUCUUGUCAAUAAAGUACAACGAUUCCUUACACUUUUAAAUAAUCAAGGUGAUGUUAUGAAUAAGUCUAUGCAAGAAUUAUUAGGUAGUUUACUGGCCCCCCUUAUUUCGCAAGAUGAGUCACCAUUAGGAACAGAAUAUGAAGAGACAUUAGAUGACCAGGAGAAUAUAUUAAGACAUAUUAACCUUUUGGUUGCUUUUAUCCACUCUCGAUGGAAAAAUAUUUCAGGUGGUGACUCCAACAACUACGGUCCCUCUAACCAGGUGUUGGAUGCUGUCAGUAGGAAGAUUUCAAGCCACAUCAAUUCUUUGGUUCAGGAGCAUGAGGUUUCACAUACAAUGCAAUUUUCUACAUUCAUGGAUGAUAUUAAUUCAUUAUUGAUAGAUAUGUCUGCUUCGGCAGCGAAUGCAAUUCAAGUAGAAGAAUUGAAAAAAUUGCGUGACAAGAUUGGUAUAUACCAAGAAAAUCAAAGAUUAGCGUUAGCCUUAUUUUCGAAAGAGUUGAGUGUUAAUUGUAAUGCUAUCUAUAACUCCCGUAUCGAGUACUACAAGCAAUUACAAAUUAUUUCUGAUACUGUGCAAAGACCCGAGUUUGAGUCAUUGAACAGGGAAAAAUUGGAUUAUUUCUCCAUUAAUCAGGUGUUUGGCAAAAUGAACCAGGCGGGCUUCCUUUCCACAGAUAGUAAUGUGGGUAGAUUCAGAUAUUUGGUAGAAUUGAUGAAUGAAAACGCAUCUAACCAGACAAUUACCAAGGGUCCAAAUAAACACAACUCAGAUAGUGAUGGGGCUGAAGAUAAUGUAGCCGAAGAGGAUGAUUCCUCAUCUGAUUGUAUUAUUUGCCGGAGUACUAUUACCCUUGGAGCCUUAACAGAAUGUGGACAUAAAUACUGCAAGACAUGUUUGGAUCAAUGGUUAAAAUCAUCUCGCAGUUGUCCGUUAUGCAAAGAACAUAUAAGCCAUGGCUCAGUUUACUGUUAUACAAGAUAUGAACCAGUUUUGAAGGUCAAGCAAGUUCAUGAUAUUCACGAUACUUCUAAAUUACAUUCAAUUUACAAGUCGUUAGAUAAUUCAGUAAUUGAAGAACUAAAAACUAUUACGUUGAAGAGAUCUUUUAGUUCGAAAGUGGAUAUGAUUGUCAAACAAGUAAGUUUCUUAAAGAGCAAAGAUCCCAAUGUUCAGAUCAUUAUUUUCAGUCAAUGGCAGGAUAUGCUUUUUAUUAUUGGAAAUGCUCUUAAAGAUAAUAGAAUAUCAUAUAUGGGGAUGAAUAGCUCGGUUAACCCAGAUCAUAGAAGGAAACAACUUAUAGAAGACGAAGCUUCUUAUUUCAAAAGGCAUAAUGGUGUUACAUGUUUCUUAUUGGAUGCUAAAGCGCAGGCUAGUGGAUUAACGUUGACUAAUGCGACUCAUAUUUUCCUUUGUGAACCUUUAGUGAAUAUAUCUUUGGAAUUGCAGGCUAUUUCACGUAUUCAUAGAAUUGGUCAAAAGAAGAAAACUACAGUCUGGAUGUUUGCCAUAGAGAACACAAUUGAAGAAAGCAUCAUAAUCACAUCAACUGACAAGAGAUUGAAAUAUCUUAAGAGUAACAAAAAAAACACUGACGACGUCGAUGACGAUGACAAUGACAAUGAGAUUCCGGAUGAAACUGAUCUCACCAAAGCAGAAUCUUUAGCUUUAGUCAGCGGUGGAGGUCAAGAUUCUGUGGUUGGUAAGGCUGGUCAAGGGGAAAUGGUUACUAAUAAUGAUUUAUGGUCUGCAUUUUUCAGUUCUACAAUGGGUAGAGUAAUUCCUGAACCUUCUGAAAAAAAUAACUAA